Messenger RNA from Mesorhabditis spiculigera, 3036 nucleotides. The record is from the annotation of a GenBank genome assembly. Lineage: Eukaryota; Metazoa; Nematoda; Chromadorea; Rhabditida; Rhabditidae.
AUGGCCCUGCAAUUCGUCAUGCGCCGUUUCCUGUCGUUGCACGUGCUCUUGGUGCUGUCGUGUGUCAUCUACAUAUUAUUGGGGGCUUUCAUCUUUCAACAGUUGGAGGGGAAACAUCAGAUGGACACGAAACGAGAGCAGCUCAGUAACAUCGAGAAAAGCUCCCAACUUUACCUGGACAAACUAUGGAAAUUGAGCCGAAAAUACAGGAACAAAUUUCGGCAAACCGACGAGCUGGUCAAUUUCGUGAAGGAGCAAGCGCAGGGGAGUUUUCACGAGUAUGUGGAUACGGUAUUCACGGCGCAUCGCGUAUCGAGGCAUGGCUACGAUGAGGAUGCACCAACCUGGGACUUCUUGAACUCGGUGUUCUUCGUCACGACGAUGCUGACUUCGAUCGGAUAUGGCUACGUCGUGCCCAGCACGUUCGGGGGCCGUCUUUUCGGCGUUUGCUACUGUUUGAUAGGCAUUCCCCUGACUCUGGUUACUGUAGCCAACGUCGCCAAGUUCAUCUCGGAAACCGUAUUUUUGCUGCAUUAUGAGGUGAUAAUGCGAAGUGAGAAUUGGUCGUACGUCGAAUCCUGCUAUUUCAUGUUCAUCUCCAUCCUCACUGUUGGUUUCGGUGAUUUCCGGCCGUCCAGUGGCAACCUGGUACCGGUGCUAUUUUUGGUGCUAGGCGGUGUAAUUUUGACGACAAUGUGUAUGGAUGUAUUUGGAAGGAUGUACCUGAAGGAAAUACACUACCUGGGCCGGAAGUUGAAGAGCAGCAACCCGUUCUACUUGAUUCGGGAGGCCAAGGCCAGGCGCCGCCGUGCUGCUAUGGCCUCGCUGCUCGCCCAGCUGGCCAAGGGCAUGAUCUUCGCCCACAAAGACUACACCGAGCUGUCCCGGGGAAGCCGGAAGCGCAGAAAGCGCGACCAGAAGCGCAAGGGCAGCCAUGUCUUACCCCACGAAAAGUUCAUGUUCGCCCGACUGCCGCCCGAUCCGCCCACGGAUUGUCAGGUUGUAUCUACGUCAGCGUACUCUGUACGUAUCGCCUGGGCGCCGGCUUUCUCUACGGAUGAGGAUGUGACGUAUAAUAUACGCUAUAGGUUGAAACACAAUGCCGAGGGUCGCGUACUCGAACUCCGCGGAGUCAAAGGCCACACAGCUGAGAUCAUGAGCGUCGACUCGUGUUCCCUGUACGAAUUCAGGAUCACGGCUGUUAGUAAAUACGGGGAGAGCAAGCCCGUGUACUUGGUGCAGUAUACAGAACCCCAGCUGAGUCCGCAGCAUAUCUUGGCGAAGCGGGUGAAUGCGAAUACGGUGGAGCUGACUUGGGAGCCGCCGUAUAAGAGGACUUAUGAUGUGAAGAACUACAUCGUCUACUUCACAGAAAACCCGAGCGCCAACCUCAGCGAGUGGGACAAGAUCCCAGUGAACGGACGAAGGGUAGUGUUCCCCGACCUUCGCUACGACUGGUUCUACAUGUUCUCCGCGGCGGCGAUAUUCAAGGACGGACAACGUUCUCCUCUAUCCCGGGCACUGUUCAUCAAGACCGACAAGCUCGAAUUCCAUCCGGCCUGCGUGGGCCAGUCGCGUACAGUCGAAGUAAUGGAAUCGCUGCUGGACCGAGAAGAAACCGACACGACCCCCUUGCUAAAACGCGACUACUCACUCUACGCCGAAGACCACGAGUUCAGCGCGGCGGUGUGUGGUUUGGAGCCCCAUGGCAAGGGUUGUCUCUACGCUCCACCGGGUUGUGCCCCGAACAAAGAUUGCCAAAUACAUUUCUCCUAUCGGGUGGAGAACACGGAUUUGAUCAUGGAAAUUGGAGGGGGCAUCGGGACGCAUGAAUAUAUGGCCGUCGGGUUCACGAAGAGUGGGGAAAUGUUCCACUCCUCUGUAACGGCUUGCCUGGGUGACGGCCUACCCUACAUCGGCCACAUCGCCGGUGAGCGCCGCAUCGAACCAAUCAGCUGGCCGAGCGGACAGAGCAUGGACUCGUUUCUGAAGACCGACACCUAUAUACAGUGCAUCAUCAGACGUCGGCUAUCGAACACCAACAACGAGCUGAUCUUCGACCUGAACAGCACCAAAUUCAGCGUCAUCAUGGCCAGGGGCAAGCACCAGGAUGGAGGGCUGAGAAAGCACACUGGCCGGUGGAAAGUCACCCGACAACCCAUCGACCUGGCGCUCUAUGACGGUGUGGAGACGAAUGAGACUCGACCCGAGAAGCCCGACCCGGUGCGGCUCGGCCUCGGCGUGCUGCGCUUGAAGAAGGCACAUGGAGCCCUGAUGAUCGUGGCGUGGACGGUGUGCCUCUCCAGCGGCAUCCUCAUCGCCCGCCACUUCAAGGAGCACUGGCCCGAGCAGCUGUUCCUCAACGUCAAGCCCUGGUUCAACGCUCACCGCGGCUUCAACUCGCUCGGCCUGCUGCUCAUCCUCACGUCGCUGGUGAUGAUCUUGUGCGCCAAGGGUGGUGUGACGAUACGCUUUGAAUAUCCGGGAGGCUACCACGGUCUUUUCGGCAUCUCAGCCUGUAUCCUGGCCUGGCUACAGCCGAUCAACGCCCUCUUCCGCUGCGACCCAACGGCCGAGAAUCGUUGGAUCUUCAACAUGAUCCAUCGCACCAGCGGCUACUUGGCCUGGACGUUGGCUAUCAUCACCAUCAUGAUCGCCCUGCAAGAAUUCGGGAUGACCCAACCGCCACUCGCCUACCACCUCUACCUCGGCUACCUGGGGCUGGCCGUCUUUUGCGAGCUGUGCCUGGAGCUGACCUCUGCUUUGGCCAACCCGGUCCAAGUGAAGCCGCAGGACACCUCUAAUCGCGAACAGUCAGAUCGGGAUGGUGUGGUCUCGAACAAGAGUGGCUCCAUCCGAUCUUCGGCUCCCUCCACCUCCGAGCGCAAGCCGGCCGGCCAGUCCGAGUCGGAGCAGCAGUCGCCAGAGGGUCUCGGAGCGCUGAAAACUGUCCAAGUGGCCGUGAUGGGACUCUACAUAGUCGGCUCGGCUAUCCUGGCCACAUCCAUCUGCGUCGUCAUCAUCACCUUCACGCCG